AUGGAAGUAAUAGGCUCUGAGAAUGUGGGCACAAAGACAAACGACAGCCCCUCUCCGGACGAGUCCCAGGAGCUGUCGCUCGCUGGACAGGACCAUGCACAGCCUGAAGUCGAAGAGUCAAUGGACGCAAGGAUUGAGAGACUGGGACGCGAGCGGCCGCCCACGUUCAGGUCAAUCUGGUCUGAACUCGCCUUCGUGUUCAGCAUAGUGAUGUCCCAGAUUAUAACGGAAUAUUUUGUUGCGGGGUUCAAUGUCAUACUACCCACGCUCAUCGAAGAGCUCGGGAUUCCUCAAUCAUCUAUUGUCUGGCCAGCUACAGCUCCCUCUUUGGUUAUUGCGAGCAUGCUUCUGGUGUUUGGCAGGCUUGGUGACAUGUUCGGGGGAUUCCCUGUAUAUAUCGCUGGCUUGGUUUGGCUGUUGAUAUGGAGCAUUGUCUGUGGCUUCAGUACUUCUCCGCUCAUGUUGGUCUUCUGUCGAGCGUUGCAAGGCCUUGGAGCAGCCGCCUAUCUGCCGACAGGGGUUAUGCUGAUGGGGAGUGCUUAUCGGCCUGGGCCGCGCAAGAACCUGGUUUUUGCAUUGUAUGGCACUUUCGCCGUUGUCGGAUUUUUCGUGGGAAUUUUCUGUGGCGGCCUGGUCAGCCAGUUUCUGCGUUGGGGCUGGUUCUUCUGGAUCGGGGCCUUUCUUGUCACCACUACCGCCUUCACCUCGAUUCUAUCUAUACCCAAUGAUCGGAAAGAACGGCGGAAGAACAAAAUUCCCAUGGAUUGGCUCGGUGUCAUGACGAUCGUGCCCGGGUUGGUCCUUGUGGUUUUCGCAAUCACUGAAUCAGCACAUGCUCAACGAGGCUGGCAAACACCUUAUAUCCCCACCUUGUUUUGCGUUGGAUGCAUAUUGCUAUUGGUCGCCGUCUAUGUGGAGGGUUGGAAAGCCCAGUACCCAUUACUACCUGGUGACAUCUUCACGGUCCCAUGCAUGGUGCAACUCAUCAUUGCGAUGCUAUUCCUCUAUGGAAACAUUGGCGUCCUGUUGCUCUACGGCACCUUGUACUUCCAGAACAUCAUGGGUGCCACUUCUAUCCAGGUUGUCGCAUGGUGGACGCCAAUGGUGGUUGGGGGAGUCAUCAUAAGUACUUUGGAAGGGUUCAUCCUCCACCUGGUCUCGGGUCGCCUGCUCUUGAUCAUUUCAUGUCUAGGGGGAAUUGGGGCUCAGCUGCUUCUUGCUUUGAUUCCAGAAGGUGGAAAAUAUUGGGCCUGGGUCUUCCCGGCAUGCAUUCUGGGUACGAUUGGCAUCGAUCUCUCGUACAAUCUCCUGGCUGUCUUUAUUACCACACAGCUGCCCAGGGCACGACAGGGAUUGGCAGGUGGACUGAUCAAUUCGGUUUUGCAGCUGGGCUUUGCUCUGCUCCUGGGGUUCUGCGACAUUAUUCAAUCAUACACUGUGGAGGGAUCGGGGCUAAGACAAAGCUACAAGAACACCUUCUGGCUCGGCGUGGGUGCUGGUGGUGUGGCUUUGGUGCUGGUCACGAUCUGGGGCAGGGUCCCGAAGGCGAAGAGCGAUCUUACGACAGAUGAGAAGCUGGAGCUACAACGGGAGGCCGCACGGCUUGCUGAGGCCUCAUGUGGCCGGGCUGUUGAGAUUCAGUAA
Fonsecaea nubica is the source of this 1644-nucleotide messenger RNA. RefSeq lists its product as hypothetical. Gene Ontology annotation, molecular function: transmembrane transporter activity. Bases 1 to 1644 code for a protein of 547 amino acids. Gene Ontology annotation, biological process: transmembrane transport. The record is from RefSeq and is a predicted model, not a curated record. The transcript has a single exon. NCBI's taxonomy places the organism in Eukaryota, Fungi, Ascomycota, Eurotiomycetes, Chaetothyriales, Herpotrichiellaceae. Gene Ontology annotation, cellular component: membrane.